Messenger RNA from Alternaria ventricosa, 1026 nucleotides. RefSeq lists its product as uncharacterized. NCBI's taxonomy places the organism in Eukaryota, Fungi, Ascomycota, Dothideomycetes, Pleosporales, Pleosporaceae. Bases 1 to 1026 code for a protein of 341 amino acids. The transcript has a single exon. The record is from RefSeq and is a predicted model, not a curated record.
AUGUCAUCCCUAACCGACGCCGAUUGCGAGAAGAUCUUCGCAGAACUUAUGGCCGGCGCCAUGUCGCAAGCUGGCCAUCCCAGCCCCAACGACGACGGCUCUGACCGCCAGCCCCGAGACAUACCACAACUCCUCCCCGACGUAGCAAGUAUAGACAGAUAUCACGAAUGGAGGCGCAAGCAAAUGAACCAAGAGUAUGAGGAAGCAGAACGCGUUCGCCAAGCCCAACCACGUCCAACCGCCGCCGACCUCAUCAAAGCGAUCCAAGAGACCGACUUUCAUGAUGGAGAAUCGCGCGAAACCGUCUAUGACACACUGCAUUGGAUCGAACUGGGAAUGCAUUGCGACUACCACUUCAGCCUAGUACCCGAUGGGUAUAUCAAACUGAUAUACGAGGAUGAAGACGUGGACUGGGAUGAUGAACGCGAGUGGCCGGAAUUCAAAGAUAUACUUGGUAUCAACAUAUGGAAGACAGCAUCCGAGACCGAGACCGCAGGAGCCCAGCCCAAGGAUAUUGAACCCGAUCGAUCUAGUCUCCUAAACGAGUCCACAGGCAACGACGCCACGGGCUUUGUGUUUAUCCAGCUGGGCCGGGUGUUCUACCUUAAGGACUGUGACUUGGAAAGUAACAAACAAAGGGCUAAAAGAAACGAAUGGCAGAGAUCCUGGUCUGACUCUAACUUCAUCCUCGUCGUAGCCAUUGAGGAGAACGGAAGAGCAGGCGCGCCGUGGUUGGUGUGUAACUUCAAUCCCGAAAAUGAUAUUGAAGGCGGUCGCAGCAAGCGCCCGCAAUCAAGUCGGUUUUGGGGCGAUACUUUGGGAGACGGUGUUCAGUACAAGGCUCUCAGGAUUGCGGACGAUAUUGGGGAGCUCAAACAAGGGAAGGCAUGGGAUGUUAAGAUGAAGUUUGGCAGUGAGUCCAACAUACAAAUCGUACCCGCCGUCUUUGAUGGAGAGGGCAAAGAGAAGAGGCUCUUGCGACACAAGGUCCGCAAGGAAGAGCUUACGGAAUGGGUUGAGGUCUAA